Laetiporus sulphureus 93-53 is the source of this 567-nucleotide messenger RNA. RefSeq lists its product as uncharacterized. Lineage: Eukaryota; Fungi; Basidiomycota; Agaricomycetes; Polyporales; Laetiporaceae. The coding region runs from base 1 to 567 and encodes 188 amino acids. The transcript has a single exon. The record is from RefSeq and is a predicted model, not a curated record.
AUGGCCCCGACCUACGCGCCCUGCCCGCGACCCAUCCUCAAGCGGCCCAGCACCGUCCCCGCCCCCGACAUCCCCGCCCAGUCCGACGCCUCCUCCGAGCUGCUCGCCAUCGACCGCGGCAUCCUCACCCCGCUCGUCCGCUUCCCCCCACGCCCCUCCCUCGCGCGCACCUUCUCCGCGUACUCGUCCCAGGCGUACGACCGCUCCCCCAUCGUCGUCCAGCCCAACCGCUGCGCCCUCCCCGAGCGUGGCUGCCCCGGCCGCACCUACGCCGUCGGUGACCCUGCCGCCGCGUCCUCACCCUCAAGACGCACCCGCAGUCCCACCCGCGGCCGCCAUCUCCACCCCCGUGCUGUCCGCAAUGUGAGCUACCGCGAGCGUGAGCGCGACGACGAGGACGACGAAGACGACGACCCGACGCCACGAGGGACGCCCCUUAUUCCCGCCCUCCCCGCGCUAGUGCCGGACCUCUCCUCUGAGAGCGACGAGAGUGACGGUUUCACGAGCCCGCCCACCGAGCCCGCCCCAGGUAUGUACGCGCCUGCUCUUCGCUACGCGUGGCGCUAA